CUGGGUCUCUGCUUGUCUUCCCUUCUCUUCCUGGACAGUCGCUGUAGGCAGUCUGGAGUUGGCAGGUGUUUGGGCCACCUCGCUCCUCGUCUUGAGCAGGUUUGUCCAAGUUCACUGAUGAGCAUUUACUACAGACACCACUCUGCUGAGUUCCUGCUGCAGGAGGCAUAACUGCUGGGCUGUUCAAGUCUCAGGGAAGGUUGUAGCGGUGCCCAAGCUCUUGGGUGCUGGAAGCAAACCCACGAGUCCUUUCCAAGAACUUCUGCUGCAGGUGGAGAAGUUCCCGUGAGCAGCAAAGAUGCUGAGGCAGAUACUGUCGGAUAUGUUCAUAGACCCUGACCUGCUGGCAGAGCUCAGCGAAGAGCAGAAACAGAUCUUGUUCUACAAGAUGAGAGAGGAACAGAUCCGGCGAUGGAAAGAAAGAGAAGCAGCCAUGGAAAGAAAGGAGUCCUUGCCAGCGAAAUCCAGGCCAAAAAAAGAGAAUGGCAAGUCUGUCCAUUGGAAGCUGGGCGCUGACAAGCAGGUGUGGGUGUGGGUAAUGGGCGAGCACCAUCUGGACAAACCCUACGAUGUGCUAUGUGAUGAGAUCCUUGCUGAGAGGGAGCACCUGAGGGCAGCGAAGGCUUCAGAGCUCAGGAAAGCUCAGUCUCUAGAACUCACCAAUAGCUUAAAAGUCCAGUCACAGAACUGCGACCUGCAAGCACUGAAGAAGACAGAGCCUCAGAAUGUCACCAGGAAAGCAGCUUCAGAAGAGGCAUCAGGUCAAGGACCCAGAGCAACACCAACCAGGGAGGAAGACAAAGCCCAAACUAAGGAACUCAUAAAGAAAAAAGACCAUGAAGAAAUGAAACAGACAGAGGAUGAGAAAACCAAGGAAAUAUACAAGAGCUGGAAAGAAGACUCAGAAUGGCAAGCAUCUUUGAGAAAAUCUAAGGCAGCUGAUGAGAAGCGACGCUCCUUAGCUAAGCAAGCACGGGAAGACUACAAGAGGCUAUCUCAAAGAGGAAGGAGUGGCGACGGACUGCAGAGCCCACAGAAGCCCAGAAGACCUCCUCUUCCUCCGAAGCCCCAGUUCCUACAGCCGCCAGGAAUUCCUCCAAAGUCUUUAGGGAAUCAGGGAGUGAUAAGGACCGAGACCAGCUCCGCCCACAAGGACACCAUCCGAUGGUUCAAAGAGGAACAGCUGCCAUUCCGUGCAGGUUACGAGAAAAACACAGACACCAUUGCUCCUUGGUUCCAUGGGAUUCUCACACUAAAGAAAGCAAACGAACUUCUGAGCACAGGCGUGCCAGGCAGUUUUCUGAUCCGAGUCAGUGAAAAGAUCAAGGGCUAUGCCCUGUCCUACCUGUCUGAGGAAGGCUGCAAGCAUUUCCUCAUAGAUGCAUCUGCCAACUCUUACAGCUUCCUGGGUGUGGACCAGCUGCAGCACGCUACCCUGGCAGAUUUGGUGGAAUAUCACAAGGAGGAGCCCAUAACCUCUCUGGGAAAGGAACUCCUGCUGUACCCCUGUGGUCAACAAGACAAGCCACCCGACUACCUGGAGCUCUUCCAGUGACAUCUCUCAUCCAAGAUCAGCCGCUAGCCUCCAGCUGGGUUCUUCUCUGGACAGACAACCUCUGAGAUGGAUAUUUGUGCGUGAUGCCAAAACCUCUCUGUGACAGAGCCAACCGUGAACAGUGUCUGUGAGGUCUUCAUUGAAACCUCUCUUCUGCAUAAAUGCUGGAUUCAGUUUAAGGGGAUAUUACCUCUCUCUCAUCCUCAUUCUUAAAGGAAAAGGGGAAAGGUACCCACAUCAGCGACAUCCUAAUAUGAAGGAUAGGACCUUGAAGGAUAUGAUCAUAAGGAUGCAUAUAAGAUAAAAGGACAAGGGUACACUGAAAUCUUUUUAGCAAUUAAGAUGUUACUUUAAAAGAAUAAGUGAACAAUUUCAUGAUCUACACAUUCCCUUUCUGUUAUUCACUCAAAGGUCCCAGUAUUAUGAAUUGUUAAGAAUGCUAGAAAGAUGUCCCCACCGGGGGAUGAGAUUAUCUUCAAAAGACCACCCUUUCUGUGUCGGUUGGAGUGAGGAUAUAGAAGACAGAAGAGGAACACCCAAGUGUAAAUUGAAAGACAAGUUUUAAGACUUGGGAUGAGAGACUUAAGAUAUACCAAGAAACAAACACACAAAGGUUUUAGUGUGACAAUAACCCUGAGUGUAAUGGUUUAAAUAUGCUUGGCCCAUCGGGAGUGGUAUUAUUAGGAUGUGUGACCUUGUUGGGGUAGGUGUGGCUUUGUUGGAAGAAGUGUGUCACUGUGGGGGUGGGCUUUGAGACCCUUCUCCUAACUGCCUGAUAGAUUCAGUCUUCUUGUUCCCUUUGGAACAAGAUGCAGAACUCUCAGCUCCUCCUUUGCCAUACCUGUUUGGAAGGUGACAUGGUCCUGCCUUGAUGAUAAUGGACUGAACCUCUGAAUAUGUGAGCCAGCCCCAAUUAAAUGUUGUCCUUUAUAAGAAGAGUUGCCUUGGUCAUGGUGUCUCUUCACAACAUUGGAAACCCUAACCAAGACACCUGAGUAAUCUUAGAGUUUGCUUCUUCAUUCUGCUCUGCCUCCCUUCCCUCUGUCUGAAAGUAAAUAUAGAAGAUGCUGUGCACGGCCAUGUAAGGACUUGUGUGUUCAUGAGACCGGGAGAAGAACUGAAUAAGUGAGUAGUUUGGAUACCUCCUGAAGGUUGAAAUGUGUCCCACACCAAAAAUACAUGAAGUCCUGACUCCCCCUGUACCUGAAUAUCAACUGAUAUAGAAAUAGGGUCUUUGCAGAAAAGAUAAGUAAGAUAGGCCCCAAAUCUAAUGAGUUGUGUCUGUAUAAGGGAUAAAGAUACAGAAAAAGACAAACAGAAGGAUGAAGGUUAAAGGACCACAGAAAUAGAGAGUAGCGUGAUGUAGCUGUGAGCAGAGGAUGGCGAGGAUUAUGGAAGGCAGCAGGACCCAGGGACAGAUUCUCCCCAGGACUCUAGAAGAAAACAUGGCUCUGUUCGUACUUGUUUGCACCUUUAUUUAAGCCUUUUAGGCAUUAGAAAUGUGUGCUAAACCUAUAAAUCACUGAAUAUGUGGCAACCUUUUAAAGCAGCCCCAGGAAACUAGUGCAAUAGUUUAUGUAACCAUGUAUCCUGCAUAAGUUUCACGGACUUGUUUCUUCCUCCUUAGUGUGCACCCUCAAGAGAAAAUAGAAGUAGGAUAUGGGAAAAAGACCCUGAGUAAUGCUGGCUACCCCUGGGACACAGAUUUAUUCAGCAAGUAAUAUCCUACCCUACAUUAUCUUUAAAUCAAAAUCUCCAUCCAUUCCUUGGACAGCAUCAAUGAGGCAAGGCUAUGCUCUGGAUGCUGAGCAGGGCAUCUGUGAGUCACUCAAUGUCCUUUUUCCUGGGAGGAAGUUACUUUGUCCAUAGCUAAGCCUAUCAGUGCUGGCUUUCUUUUUAUUUUGCCUUUUGACUAAAGUAGAUGACACUGCAGUCUGUCCUUUGUGUGACUUACUCGUUCCAAAGCACAAUGUGCCAGCAUAGAGGUUGACGUGCACUCUAGUGAGAAAAGUCUGACAUUCAGAUUACAGUCAACUGUUUCUUGAAAUAUUCCAAUUGUAUUGUUAAAUUUAUAUGAGUCUCUGCCACUUCACUUUGUUGUAACUUCUCGGAGUCUCUGCUGUUCCCAUUGCUCUCCACUUUUUCCUGAGUAUGUUGAAUAGGCACUUGACCUAACUAUGUUAGUUAUUUUCCUCAUUGCAGUGACAAACAUACCUGACAAAGGCAACUUAAGGAAGCAACGAUUUAUUUCGGUUCGUGGUGUGCAAGUGCGGUCCAUCAUGAUGGGGAAGGCAUGGUGGUAGGCCACUGAGGCAGCUGGUCACAUAGAACCCAGAUUUAGGAAGUCCAGAGAGAUGACAGCACUCUCCUUUUUAUUCAGUCUGCGAUCCCAGCCCAUGGGAUAGUAUUGCCCACAUCCAGGACAGGGCUUCCCUCUUUGGCUAAAUCUUUCUGGAAACACUUUUCACAAGCAUAUCCAGAGGUGUGUGUUUUCCUACAGUGAACCUAAAUCCAAUCAAAUUGACAAGAUGAAGCAUCACACUAUCUGUCUUAGUUUAGUUUCAUUUCUGUGAAGAGACAUCAUGCCUAUGGCAACUCUUAUAUGAACAGCAUUUAACUGGGGCUGUCUCACAGGUACAGAGGUGCAGUCUGUUAUCAUCAUCAUGACAGCAUGCAGGCAGACAUGGUGCUGGAUGUGUUGAAAGUCCUACCAUCUUGAUCUGCAGGCAGCAGAAGGGGACUGCACUCCACAGGAAGUCAGAGAGGAAGCUCUCCUUCCUUAUUCGGCAGAGCCUGAGCAUAGACACCCCAAAGCCCACCCUCAGAGUGACACACUUCCUCCAUCAAGACCACAUAUCUUAAUAGUGCCACUUCUCAUAGGCCAAGCAUAGUCAACCACCACACUAUUCAAUCCUCAGUUUUAUUGCACAGGAAUGGUCUUUUAACUGAGUGACCUCUAUUUUUCCUCCAGCUCUGAAAGCACAAGGAUCUGUGUUCUGUUACUCAGUGGAAUAAGUUGAAAGUAUCCUUAAAUCACUGAUAAUUUUGAAAAAACAUUUGAGAUUCCAGAAUCAUCCUCUGCCUAAAAUUGUAUUGUAGGCAAUAAGUAUGGCUGUGUCCAAAUGUAUCUGUGUUUAGCGACUGAAAGAAGACGAAGAGGCAACUCAGUCCAGUUAACCUGAUGUAUUACCAAGAGGGUACACUGAGUUCUGUAGUGCUUUUAUCUUACUGGUUAUAAACAUGCAGAGGAAUAAACUGUCUAGUGCUUGGUGAUACAAUGGCCGGGAGCCAUAUUUGAAAUUCUGAGGGUAGGAAAAUGGUUUAUAGAAUUGAGAAUUUCAACUAAAUGGGCUGAGGAAAGCUGACUGCUCUCCCUCAUUGUCCUCAGAGUUUCUGGCACUAGGUGUGGCCUGAGGUGGAGUCUAGCUCUAACCCUGAUCUCCUCUUUCUGCUGUGUCAACAAGACCAGAUUCCUGCCCUUCCUGCUCAAGCUUUCUUGGCCUGGGGCUUUUAGGCGGUUGUAUAAGUUUCCAAUCCCAGGACCUUGAACCCAUGGACGCUUGUGUGUUGGGCUGGAGCCAAGUGUCGGUAACUGCCCACAUUGAUUCUUCUUUCCAUCAGUAAGAUUCUGGAAACUCCAUGCUACAGUCAUCUCAGACUUUUAUGGCCAUGGCAAGCUAGGCCAAGAAGUGUUAGCCAAAUUGUAUCUAGGCUAAGGAAGAACACAGGAUCAAUCAAGACCAAAAGGGACCAAAGAGACAGAGCAUGAACAGCCUGUCCCACUCACACUUAAGGGCUUCUAUAACCGGACUUCUCCUACGUGAGCUCAGGCCUUUAGUCCAUUAGUCAUUCAUUCGUCUGUUCUAGUCUGCUUUCUAUUGCUGUGGUAACACCAUGACCAAAAGCAACUUGGGGGAGAAAAAGAUUUACUUUGCUUACACUUCCAAAUCAUAAUCAAUUACUGAAAGAAGUCAAGGCAGGAACGGAAGCAGAGGACCGUAAGUAAUGUUUUGUGGCCUAAAUGUUUGCAAUGUCUUCUGUAUAUAGACAUCCCUUUCAGUACACUAGAAUCUGGGCAUAUCUGUGGCCCUCACACAUAUGUAGUAGGUGGCUUUCACUUAUUUUGAGUAUAGGAUACACAAUAGAUAUUUAUAGAAUGGCAUGUAUAUAUCCUUGGAGCCUCCUUGCUUCAGGUUUUGUGGAGAACAAAGUAAAUGAUUUUAUUUCAAGAUGCAGUAAGUGCACAUUUCUUAGAAAGCAGCUUUUCCCCCUUUUAAUUGGAGCUUUUCCCUAACUACAUCUUUAAUAUUUUUGUUUAAAUUGUUUGUUCCUGUUCUUUAGGGAUACCUCUAAGCCAUGCUCUGAGUUUUCUUAUCUUCUAUUUUCACAAUCUUCCCAUUGCGACCAUCUCUCCUUUGUGCCGUGUAUUAGGAGAGAGCAGCUCAUCUCUGACCGCGUGGAUGGGGAGAUUGGAUUUCCUGCCAUGUUAAUUCUACGCUCUACUGUGACACUCUACAGUCACUCUUCAAGUUUGUCUGCAGGAUGGAGAAUAACUUGCUUCUCUAUGCAGAGGCUUACCUCUGUUGCUGAAGAUUAAAAACUAUCAAGGGGCUUACGGGAUGAAAUGUCUUUUCCCUUCACAUACGAUAAAAAUGUAUUAUUGGACAGUUAAGUAGACUGACACAGAGAAGGAAAGCCCAGCAGGCUUGGGGCUGUGUCCUGACUAUGUCAUCAAUGAGCCAUGUGCAAUCAUGGAAACAUUUUGUUAAACCUGAUUGAACUCUUCCUUCUAAAAUGAGUUACUGAAGUCACCUGAGCUCUAAAGAUUAGAAAAGAGUUAAGUGCCCAACACAGCAAAAGCCCUCAUAAAGUAAGACCACUCUCUGUGAGAGUUUCUUUAUUAACUUGGCUUCUGUAACCAAUGGGCCAUGCGUCGUAAUGGCCACUUUCCUGGAGUUUGAGGAAAUAUUUUAAGGGGACAAGGGAAAGUGCUGAGGAUACAAUAAUGAUCUAUACAGAAUACCAACUACUUGACCUAAGGAGAGGUGGAUCAUUUGGCAUGGGUUUGAAAUGGCAUAAGAAGGGAGGGAUAUUUUCCUAGUGAUUUUGACAACCCCAAGGUAGCCAUCUUUUACUCCCAAAUUGGGAGUUGUCAAUUGACCAAGUGGCAUAGAAAUUCCUAGUCAGCCCCCCAACUUAACGUCUCCUUUUUGAGGGGGGAGGGAACUUAUGAAUUUGGAACAUGUUCACCUGUCUCCCUGCUAGUUCAGGUGGGGCUAAGAUACCACGUAUGCUAAUGGAGUGCAUUUGGCCCAUUGCACAAAUCCAUCUACAUCAGCUGUGCAUUUUCCUCUAUUGAAAGGUUGCUCCACUUCAAAACUUCUCACCAAGUCAAAAUCCUAGUAACAUUUCCACCUUAGCACUGUACCACAAUGGCCAAGCAGCUGUACUGCAACAGCCUUCUCCCUGAGGGUCUUUCUGAAAUGGUGGGACAGAGUGCUAUACAAGCUUCUCACCCACACUACUCUGGCUUUUCCUGAUAGCCCUGACACACACACACACACACACACACACACACACAUAGUGGUUGUCAUCUGUUAUAUGGCUCUGUUUGAGACUAAUUGCAGGGGAGAUAUCUAUCUAUCUAUCUAUCUAUCUAUCUAUCUAUCUAUCUAUAAAACUUCAGGUAUGGUUUAAAUUUAAUUUGGGUGAUCUUCUAUGCCUUGUCUUUAUUUAAAAAUUUAAAUGCAUUUCAAAUGGCCUCUGAGGUCCCAGUGGACAAGAAGGUUGUUAUAGGUUUGGGGUUGGAGGCUGAGAGUGGGGGUAGACCUGGAAGCUGCAAGGACUGAGAACUGAGGUAGAGGGAGCUAUCAGCAGCACGGUGCUUACCUCAAUCUCAAGUAUGGCUGAAGAAUAAGGAAUAAAUGCAGUACUCCUAAACACCCAUACCAGAUUCAUAGACAGUCCGUUAGUUCUAGCAGAGUGCUUCCGCACUUCUGGCCCUUGAUCAAUGUUGGGGGACAGUGGAGCAUGACCUAGCUUCUCUGCAACGGUGUCCUGCCCUUUCAUAUGCUGUGACAUUCCCCAUAGACUCCCUUCCUAUUCUCUCCUCCAUGGUCUCUGUCCUCUUUCAUACUAGAAUUCUUGGCCGAUAAGACCCAGGGGGUCCUGAGUUGACUUCUGCAGAGGGCACCCCCGAAGGCUGAGUAAACAGUGAAGACAUUUGGAAAGGUAUCUUUGUGGACAGAAAA
Apodemus sylvaticus (European woodmouse) is the source of this 7806-nucleotide messenger RNA. RefSeq names its product SH2 domain containing 4A (gene Sh2d4a). Gene Ontology annotation, cellular component: cytoplasm. NCBI's taxonomy places the organism in Eukaryota, Metazoa, Chordata, Mammalia, Rodentia, Muridae. Gene Ontology annotation, molecular function: phosphatase binding. The coding region runs from base 299 to 1555 and encodes 418 amino acids. The record is from RefSeq and is a predicted model, not a curated record. The transcript is spliced from 9 exons.